This is a messenger RNA of Caenorhabditis sp. 36 PRJEB53466, 1320 nucleotides long. Lineage: Eukaryota; Metazoa; Nematoda; Chromadorea; Rhabditida; Rhabditidae. The record is from the annotation of a GenBank genome assembly.
AUGUUCUGCGAUUACUUGGAUCUCAAAUCGAGAGUGAGUCCUUUCAAAGUACACUUCUGAUUCUCGGCUGUUCAGGGAUCCACCACGACUCCGCCGAUCCUCCUCUCUCCCGACGUGCUCCUUUCAUCACUUUCCGAAGAGGAAAAGAAGCGGGCGGUGUCGAAGAAGAUCACGGAAGAAGAGGCCGAAGUGUUCGACUUCGCCGAGUUCUGCCGGCCGUUCGUCUCAGUCGAGCCGAGUGUCGAACUCAAAUGGUACAACAAAGUGGACCCAUCGGCCGCGCAGCGCUUCAAUUCGGAGGAGGAGAGCGUAAAACUGGCGCAACGCCUUCUGCAACUGUUCGCGAAAACGGAGAUGCUCGAAUCGGCAGUGUUCAAGUACGACGACAUCCGAGUGAUCCGUGUCUACUUCAUGGACGAUCGCGAGAUGCCGUCGGAGAAGAUGAUAUCCAUUCUCGACAAUAUCUUCACGGUUUCGAUGACCAAGCUCGGACAGUUUUCGGAUAAAAUAUCGGUGGUCGUGGACUACGAGCUGCGCGCGUUCAUGUCGGAUCCUCCGAAGGUUCACUUUUGUAGACGUGUGGAAUAUUAACGAUUGUUUUUUAAAAAACUUUUCAGGCGAAACGUAUGGUCCUCGAGUCGAUGCUCAAAUUCCCCGAAUACAUUCCCGAUUCGUGGGGCGGAGAGUCGGCAAUAAUGAAGUGGAAAGAAUCGAAAGAGGCGGAUGUACGGAGACGAGAAGCCGAUGAGAAAGAGCGAGAGAAAGAGAAAGAGAAGGAAAAGGAGAAAGAGUUGGAGACGGAGCGGAAUGCGAAAGAGCAAGAGGAAAACAAGAAGAAAGAGGAACGAAAGGCCAAGGAGGCCGAGGAGAACAGGAAGAAGGAGGAUCGCAUCAAGAAGGAGGUCGAGGAGGCCGAAAGGAAGAAGAAGGAGGAAAAGGAGAAGCGGAAGAAGGAGGUGGCGGCGAAGAAGAAGAAGGAGAAAGAGGAGGAGGGCAAGAAGAAGGAGCUGAAGAAGAAGACCAAGAGAGCCAAGAAGGCGUCGAAUCCUGACGCGACGGUAAAAAUCCAUUGAAGAGCUUAGAAAUUGUCAAUUUCAGAAGACGAAGGAGUCAAAGGAAACUGCCGAACCUCCGCUCGCUUCUCCCAAUCCAGCUCAGAUUGCCGCGCCGCCGCCCGUCAAAAAGAUCGCCAAGAAUGCGCUGAAGCCGUCGAGAGAGCCGUCAAUCGAAAGAGAGCCCUCGCUUGCAGUGAACAGACCGAGCGCGGCGGCACCGAAGGCGCUGCAAACUCCGGGAAGGAAAACAAAAAAGGGAACUUAA